Podospora anserina S mat+ is the source of this 1125-nucleotide messenger RNA. RefSeq lists its product as uncharacterized. The record is from RefSeq and is a predicted model, not a curated record. The coding region runs from base 1 to 1125 and encodes 374 amino acids. The transcript has 2 exons. NCBI's taxonomy places the organism in Eukaryota, Fungi, Ascomycota, Sordariomycetes, Sordariales, Podosporaceae.
AUGCGUCACAGCAAAGCUUUCCUUCCCCUCUCUCUAGCCUCCCUAGGAGCAGCAGAGAUAGUCGGCCAGUGGACAGCCUGGUCCCUCGCCCGCACCUGUACCCCUGAAGGCAGCUCCUGCACCUACCACCUCGUCCUCGUCCCAGGUCCGGAAUCCGAUUUCAUCACCUGCAACUGGACCGUCGACUCUACCAGUAACUUCAAACCCGCGUACCAAACCGACUUUGCCGAAGCAAAAUGCGGAGACAACCUUUCCCUAAACGGGGGCUGGAGCAACAUGGGGUUCAUCACCAUCGUGCCCACCGACAAAGCAGCCAACGUCUACGCCUUCUUCGGCUUCACCGACGCCGAGCUCGCAGACGGGCAGGUUGCGUCAUCAAGACAAAGACCUGCCUACCGAGUCGGCACUUUUGGCGAGAAGGAGCACCCUGACCUGGGGCUGGGUAUGUCGAAAAAGAUGGUGAGGAGACUAAGCCGUGGUGUUGUCCAGCAGCACGGCGGCUCCUUGUCAUCAUCCAAACCGACAAAGGAAAAGAGGCGGGAUAUAACCAUGAGUGAUCAACUGCGAAAGCACAUCUCGGUGACGUAUGCCUCCAGCCAGCAGCAACAAUCCUCUUCCGAGAUCGACACCUGCAGCCAAAACUGCCAGCCUAGCGGGGAUGACUACGACGCUCUUGCGUGUGUCGAGACUUGUCGUCAGCAGCUUCACGGGCCAAAGAUCAACAAAGGCCAGGAGAGACACCGCCUCGGCACCCGUAACGACAACCCAGAAACAUGGCAAAUCCAUUCCCUCACCCGCCUAACCAACCACCUCCUCAACCGAACCCUGUUCACCUUCUCCCUUUACUCCAGCACCACCCUCCAGCUAGCAAACUGCAGCAUCUCAAUCCCGUCCGUAGAGCCAACCCACAGCUGGUACGGACAGCGCUGUGACAAGGAUGGGAAGUUCAGUGUUGGGUGGGGAUACAAAGCAGAUACAGACUCGGCCGUGAUGACGGUUUGCGAGAGGGGACGGGGGAUGGCUUGGUUCGGGUGGGAUGGUGUUGCUGAGAGGGACCUAGACCUGGUGGAGGUCAGGUUUGGGGAUUCGAGGGGGGAGGUGGUGCAUGAGACGGUUUGUACUUGA